UUAUAGCGGGACUGCGGCAUGCAUUCUGACACUGGGGGAACUGACUCUGUGUCGCUGACAUCCCCAGUGACACCAAUACAGUAACCAGUGCUAAUAAAAAGCAUUGACAGUGUACUAAUGGCACUGGGCAGGAAGGGGUUAACAUCUGGGGUGAUCAAAGGGUUAACUGUGUGCUGUUUCACUAUGGUUAUCUGUGUGCUGUGUGUGUUUCACUGUAAGCACACUGCUUUGUAUGGCUCUGCUAUGCAAAGCCAUGCAAAGCAGUGUGCAGGAGCUGACAGGGGAGAGAUCUGUAUUGUUUAC
Messenger RNA from Staurois parvus, 303 nucleotides. NCBI's taxonomy places the organism in Eukaryota, Metazoa, Chordata, Amphibia, Anura, Ranidae. The record is from the annotation of a GenBank genome assembly.